GAGCAACAUCUUGUGGGAGACGCUGGAGGAGCUGAGGCAGACACUCUGGCAGAGGGCAGGCCCCACCCUCGUCACCAGCUUCCGAAGGAGGGUCUUGCAUGUGAUGGGCCUGCUGGCAGCUGAGGCUUCAGAGACAGUGGGGGUCCCCCAGCCUGACCCAGAUGGGAAGUGCUCCGUAGGAAGCCUGCAGCAGCUGCUGCUGUGGGGAAUCAGACACAACAUCAGCUGGGACACCCUGCGUGUGGACUUGGCCUCCAGGGCCUCCUUCCCAUGGCCUCCCGCGGUGCCCAGUUGCUUGCUGCCUGCUGGGGGAGGGCACAGGGUGAGCGAGACCCUCCCUCCAGCCCCCCGGAGAGCAUUUCCUGAGCCCCCCUCCCAGGCAGAAAUCCUGGAGGCCGCCUGCAACGAGAGCAUCCCCGGCUUGCCAGGAAUCUCCAACUUCACCAUCUACUUGUAUUGCACCCUCUUCAAUGGCUCCAAAGAGCCCCGCCGGCCCCCGCCAGACCUGGAGGCCUUGUGUUCCAGCACCACCUGGUACUUCUCCUCCAUUGAGGGCGACGCGGUCUGGAUACGAGCCUGCAAGGAGUACUUCCCCCAGCAGUUCAACAGCACAGUGUGUGGCAAUGCCUCUAUCCUCUUGCACCUUGGGCCCCACCAGGAGCUGGUGGAGGAGCUUUGUGCCAACCUCUCCAUGCCCUUCCGGCCCAGCCGUUGCUCAGAGGCUCUGAGUAGGCCUCUGCUGGGCCAGGAGGACUUCUGGACCUGCCUCUCCCUGGAGAACCAGACUCUCUGGACCCAAAACCUCUGCAGCAGCAGCAGCCUGCGGGAAGUCUCUGGUGCCACCAGGCAGUGGCUGGGUACUCUCUGCCACAGCCCGCUGGCCCAAGGGGCUGGGCUGAAUACCUCUCUGCGCCAGAGCACGGAAACAGCAGGGUGUGGUGCCAGGGCCUGGAGCCCCCAAGCACUGCACAACACCAGCUUCCUAGCUCAGUGUGGAGACACCCACCUGCAGAGCUUCCAGGAGCUUGUGUGCAGCAACGAGUCCCUACUGGAAGCCCUGCAACUGGCCUACCCCUGGGCACAGGUUCACUGCUUGGCUGUUGAGCAGGACAGGAGCUGCUCCCUCCCGUGGCUCCCAGGGGUGCUGCCAUUGCCCCUGCAGCUCUGCCAAGAUGCGCCGGCCUUCCUGACAGCACUGGUAUCCCAGUUGGCUCAGUGCAAAGAGCCCUCCCACUCCUCCUCCCAGUGGGCUCCCAGUGCUGGCUACCUGCUGCGGCUGCUGGACUUCCUGCUGGCUUCUCCUGCCCUUGGCGAAGUGGGGCAAGAGGGAGCCAGGCAGCAGCUCGGCCAGGCUCUCCUGCUCUCCAGCCUCCUGGACAACAGCUCCUUUGGGACUUCUCUCCAAGCCAACUUCUCCCUGAGCAUCCUGGAGGAUGUGAGCCAGUACUUGCAGGAAGGCGAGCUGGAUCCGGCCACCAAGGAAGACCUGCUUAACUGCUUUGGGCCUUUGCUGUGGAAUCUGCUGGAGAGGGAGGAGAACAUCUCAGCCCUGGAGUUCUUCAUGCAGGAAUACCUGCGGAUGCCCCAUAAGGUUGUCCAGAGGCUGCUGUGGUCAGCGGAAGGUGAGACAAUCCAGAGGUUCCUGGCCCUGCUGCACCACUCCUGGGAUCACCUGCAGAUGAAGGUACCUCCGUGGGACGAGCGGGCAGUGGAGUCGCUGGCUGCCCAGCUCCUGAGCAAGUUCCCUCAGCCGACCCCGCAACUCUUCCUCCACCUCUCUCACUUUGUCCCUUUCAUGGCUGCCUCGGACAUCCUGCGCUUGCCAUCCACCCUGCUGGCCAACAAUAGCGUCUUGGCCAUCAUUAGCAGCCAAAGUGCCCGGAUGAAGCUGGCGCAAAAGCGAGCCCUAGUGCAGCGCCUCCUGCAGGCCGAGCACCUCCUGGGCAAAGUCCCUUCCUGGCCCCCGGAGUUCCUUCACAGCCUCCAGCCUCUCCUUCCUCACCUGCCGCUUGGCCACUUCCUUCAGCUAACACCGCAGCAGAUCCAGAGCUUGGUGAAUGGCUGGCAGGAGGCUGAGCUGGGCCUGGCUCAAGGGCGCCACGUAGCACGUAGUUUGCUCAACAGGAGCCAUGAGAGCACCGAGGAGCAGGUGUGCAGGCUCGGGGCUCUCACCUGCUUCCUCAGCAUCGGGGACUUGCGUCUGAUCUCCCCCUUGCAAGAUCUGUGGGGGCCAAUCGAGAAGCACCUCCUGGAGUGUGUGGCCAGAGGGGUGGUGGACCCUCAUGGGCAGCUGGCCCAUGCUCUGGCAGAGCUCCUGCCUUCCUCGGUGGGCUCCCGCGAGCUGCAAUCCUGGCGGGGUCUUGUGCCAGCCAUGGGGGUGGAGUUCCUGCGGGGCCUGUCAGAGUCUCAGGUAGGGGCUAUCCUCCCAGAGCUGCAAGCAGCACAGCUUAGCCGUGCCCAGGCUCUCCUGCUGCUCUCACAGGCCCUGCAGAUGGAGAAUGUGAGUAUCACCCAGAAGGUGAAGCUCAGAGGUGGAUGUGGAGGUCUGGGGCAGAGACCUCCUUGUUUGACCUGGUCCAUACAGCAGGGACAGGUCAGCAGUUGGCAGGCCCACAGCUCUGAAGACAGCAGACCCCAGCUUGGCUUGGAGAAUCUGCCACCUCACCUGCCACCUCACUCUUCUUCAGGAAAGAAGAGUCCCCACUCUCUGGAGGUGGUGGCGGCUGCUGUCUUGACCAGAGGCUGUGCAUGUGUGGGCCCCACUCUGCCCCUUCUCUCGGGAGCUCAAAAGGCAGGUCUGCUUCAAGCUCUGCAGAGGCAUAGCCCAGAGUCCCCUGUCCUCAGUGCCCACCUGGACUGCCUCCUGCCUGCUGUCCCUCUCAAGCUCCUGCAGGUGGACACCCAAGCCCUGCUGGGGAGGAGCAGCUGGCACCGGAAGGCACCUUGGUCCCCACAGCAGGCCCAGUUCCUUUGGCAGAACAUUGAAGCCAGUGCCAACAUGACGGGGGACCUGAUCUGGGCACUGGGACACCUGGCCAUGGGACUAUCCUGCACCUCUCUGCAGACCUUUGAAGCUGGGGCAGAUUUUCUGGCUGUUCUGGAAGCUCUCUACAGCCAAGACCUUCACCUGCCCUGGAGCCUGAAAGGAUGCAUUUGGGAGGAGAUCCAGAGGAGACCCAGCCUCUCUACUACGGAGUUGCUGGGGCUGGGACCCCAGUUCCUCAUGGACUUGCCGACUUACCUGCUGGACAAGCUUCCUGGCAAGUCCUUCCUGCUGAUCUUGGACUAUGUAAGGAGCUACCCACACAACCUGCUGGUCUUGCCACCCCCUCGACGGGCCGCCCUCGCCCGGCACAGUUUGCAGGCACUACUGGUAAGGGGGAGAGGGGCAGCGACCAGUUUUGAGAGCCAGAGUGGCACAGCAGGAACCCAGUGCACUUCUCCACCUCCCCACCACCAGCAGCAGCUCUGCUGUGGGUUUAUUGAUUUGCUUGGGAUCUGUGAAAUGGGGACAAAGUUAUAUUGUGAGGUCCAAAAUGAACCAAUAACCGGAGGCUCACCUGGGACACAUUCCAUCCUUUCCAGGUCCCAAGGGGAGGCAGACAUCUCAGUGGAGGUAUUGAGCUUGCUUGGCCCUUUGGUGGGCUUCCUGGAGCCCGACAACCUGGUCCAUGCCAAUCCUGCAAAUCUGCUCCAGCACCUGGAUGAGCUACGGGAGACCUGCCUCGAUAAUGGUGUUGCGGAAGUGCUUGGGCAGCUGCUGAUGGCAGAUGAUGCUUUGGGGGACCCAGUGCACUGGAGCCAGGUGGAGCUGGAGCAGCUGGGCCAUUUGGUGUUCAGGCUCCCUCCGGAGAGCACCCAGCGAAUCCCCCAGGCGGUGCUGAGCAAGGACCUUGUGGAGCAGCUGCUGCAGAGCCAGAAGCUGUGGGAGGAGAGUGAGCAGGGCCGACUGUGUGACCCUCAAGGGCCAGGCGGGAGGCUGCAGGCCCAGAAAGAGGCCUUGCUCAUUGCCCACCCACACCCCUGCCGGACUCCCUGUGCAGAACCUGUGCCCAGCUGCUCCGACAUCCGGGCCUCUUUCCCCUCGGCCUGGAGCGCCACCCAGAUCAGCGCGAUGGAGCUGGACCAGUUCCAUGACUGCCUGAGCCUCAUCAGUCAGGACCUCACCCUCCGUCCGUAUCAGCGCCAGGCUGCUCUCAGCAAAGCCAAAGAGACGUCCCUAUUUUCAUUGGAGAAAUGUUGGUGGGUAGUUCUUGGGCCAACCUGGGCAAUGGGCGCAGUGGAGAUGCUGCAGUUGGGCUUCCUGGCUCUCCAGCUGAGCGAAGAGGAGCUACAGGAGCUGGAGAUUCCUGACUGGGGAGCCUUGUCAGUGCUGGGGGGCCUGGAAGGCUGGACAGAGAGGCAGAUGCAGGCCGUGGUUGGCAGCCUCCUUGCAAAGCAGCACAAGGUGAGCGCGGAGAACCUGGCACUGCUGGACUUGGUGUCUCUUGGGCACCUCCUAUGUGGGCUGCAGGUGUCAGAGAUCAGGCAGCUCAACAGCCAGGAAUUCAGCAAAGCGGCCUCCUUCCUGGGGUUGCUCCAUCUCAGCUGCUCUGAGGAGAAACUGGAAGCCCUGGCCUGGCUCCUGGUCACCCCCUCUGCCUUUGGGCCUGUCGCCAUGUGGGGCCCAGGGAUUUUCACAGAGAUUGGGACGCUGGCAGCGGGGCUGCCGGACAUUGUCCUCUCGUCCCUCGUCCCAGAGCAGCUUCGGGCUCUGACCCCAGAGGCAGUUGCCUUGAUCCCCGCCCCCAAAUUUGCAGUGGUGUUUAGCCCAGCCCAGCUGCUCAGUCUGACAAGCCCCCAGGCAUCGGCCGUGACAGCCCAGCAGUACGGACUCCUCAGCCCUAAGCAAAGAUGGGCCCUGGAGCUGGCGCAGUGCGAAGGGAAGCCCUGCCAGGACCACAGGAGUAUGUGCCACUCUUGCCUUGACCCCUGCAUGCCUCACCAUGGGCACUGCCCCCUGGCAUGCCACCUCCCAGCACUGUGCUGCCCCUGGCUCCUCCAGUGAAGCUCUGCUCCUCUUCCUCCUUCUUCCUCCACAGGCAGAAGUGGCUCAGGGCUCCGUCCAGCUGUUUUGCUGCUGCUUCCAUCUUGCUGCUUCCUUUUGACUUUCGGGGGGCCCCUGGCCUUG
Molecule: messenger RNA, 5170 nt
Organism: Lacerta agilis (Sand lizard)
Lineage: Eukaryota; Metazoa; Chordata; Lepidosauria; Squamata; Lacertidae
Gene: STRC
Product: stereocilin
Exons: 27
Coding region: 104-5047 (1647 amino acids)
Biological process (GO): cell-matrix adhesion
Cellular component (GO): kinocilium; cell surface; stereocilium tip
Source: RefSeq, a predicted model, not a curated record